CUGUUUCUGACAUUAUUGCUUCCGCUGUGGGCCACUGCGCUACAGGAUUACAAGGAUUAUAAGCUCUUGGAGCUGCAAGCACAAUCUAUAUCUGAACAUCGGACGUUCAUGCAACUGGCCCAGAAAUUUAACAUCGAUUUGAUGGGACAGCGUCGGUUCAGCAACAAUGAGAGCGUUCGCAUUUUGAUGGACCCGAAUAAGGCCGACGCGGUCUUGGCCCAACUUGAACACCACAAUUUAAAGCAUCAAGUUUUGGUCGAUGACUUGGCACCAUUGGUGAAGGCACAGCAUGAAGAGAAUUUACGCAGCAAGGCCCGUUUUCAAUUGCCAUACAUUGAGGCCAUCGGAGGUUUCUAUACUCACGCCGAGAUCAAUGCUUAUUUAGAUAGCCUGCCAGAGCGCUAUCCGUUUCGUGCAUUUGUCAAGAACUUUGGGCGUAGCUUUGAGGGACGCACCAUUAAGGUCCUUACCAUCACCAAUGGAGAUGGACAUCCAAAUAAGCCCAUUAUAUUGAUAGAUGCAGCAAUGCAUGCACGUGAAUGGAUUGCGCCCUCAAUGGCUCUUUACAUAAUUGAACAGUUGCUAGACCAUUAUGAGGAUAAUCAUGAGCUGUUGAAUGAAUACGAUUGGUUCAUAAUACCGGUCGUAAAUGUCGAUGGCUAUGAGUAUACGCAUACAGCUGAGCGCUAUUGGCGAAAAACCCGUCGACCCACCACUGAUCCAGAAUGCAUUGGUACCGACCUAAAUCGAAACUUUGGUUACGAGUGGGGUCUAGAUGAAGGCUCAUCGGAUGAUCCUUGCGAAGAUAUUUACCGUGGAGAGUACGCGUUUGACCAACCCGAAGCACAGAUGCUACGUGAUGUAAUGCUGCACUAUAGUGGACGUCUGACGUGGUAUCUCUCACUACACUCUUAUGGCAAUUACAUACUCUUGCCCUGGGGCCACACAAAAGAAUUGCCCGAGGGCUAUGACGAUAUGUUCUAUGUGGCGGAUGCUGGCGCGAUGGCCAUUGUGCAGGCAACCAAUGGCAUUUAUACAUAUGGCAGUGCUUAUCACGUUCUAUAUGCUACGUCUGGUGACUCGACAGAUUAUGCUGUGGGCGUGGCAAAUGUGUCUGCAGCUAUGACACUGGAGUUACCUGCCGGCGGCUUUGUAGGAUUCGAUCCGUGGGUGUCUCAAAUUGAAGGCAUACUGACAGAGACCUGGAUAGGAGUGCACGCCAUGGCUCUAGAGGUGAUAAGGCGUUACUAAAGAUAAAGAAUUUGCUAGCUUCCAAAUCAUAAAUAAAGAUAUAACUAUUUGGCGAGUAAAACAUA
Scaptodrosophila lebanonensis is the source of this 1316-nucleotide messenger RNA. Its product is annotated as carboxypeptidase B. The transcript has 2 exons. Gene Ontology annotation, biological process: proteolysis. Gene Ontology annotation, molecular function: zinc ion binding; metallocarboxypeptidase activity. Bases 109 to 1251 code for a protein of 380 amino acids. The record is from RefSeq and is a predicted model, not a curated record. NCBI's taxonomy places the organism in Eukaryota, Metazoa, Arthropoda, Insecta, Diptera, Drosophilidae.